This is a messenger RNA of Sorex araneus (European shrew), 1680 nucleotides long. RefSeq names its product potassium voltage-gated channel modifier subfamily V member 2 (gene KCNV2). Lineage: Eukaryota; Metazoa; Chordata; Mammalia; Eulipotyphla; Soricidae. The transcript has 2 exons. Bases 1 to 1680 code for a protein of 559 amino acids. Gene Ontology annotation, molecular function: voltage-gated potassium channel activity. Gene Ontology annotation, biological process: potassium ion transmembrane transport; protein homooligomerization. The record is from RefSeq and is a predicted model, not a curated record. Gene Ontology annotation, cellular component: voltage-gated potassium channel complex; membrane.
AUGCUGAAACAGAGCGAGAGGCGACGUUCUUGGGGCUCCAAGCCCUGGAACACUAUGGGAAGUGAGGUCACGCCUCACGCAGGGGCUAGCCAACACCGUGGGAGCAUCUGCUCCGCGGGAGGCCGCAGUGGCUCCCAAGCCAGCAUCACACCUUGGACCGAAGGCAACUAUAACUACUACAUAGAGGAGGAGGAGGGGGAGGACGGAGAGGAGAUGGAGGAAUGGAAAGAUGACCUAGCCGAGGAGGACCCCCAGGCGGAAGCCACGUCCCAGCUCCAGGACGGCGCAGACCUGCCGGCAGCCAGGUCCACGCUGAACGUGAACGUGGGCGGCCAGAGCUACCACCUGGACUCCCGCGAGGUGGCCUGCUACCCCAAGACGCGCUUGGGCCGCCUGGUGACCGCGCACAGCCGCAGCCGCCAGCUGGGCCUGUGUGACGACUACGAGGAGGAGACGGACGAGUACUUCUUCGACCGCGACCCCGCGGUCUUCCAGCUCGUGUCCAACUUCUACGCGUCCGGGGUGCUGCUGGUACGCGACGAGCUGUGCCCGCGCAGCUUCCUGGAGGAGCUGGGCUACUGGGGGGUGAGGCUCAAGUACACGCCGCGCUGCUGCCGCAUCUGCUUCGAGGAGCGGCGCGACGAGCUGAGCGAGCAGCUCAAGAUCCAGCGCGAGCUGCGGGCCCAGGCGCAGGCCGAGGAGGCCGAGGAGCUCUUCCGCGACAUGCGCUUCUUCGGGCCGCAGCGCCAGCGCCUCUGGAACCUCAUGGAGAAGCCCUUCUCGUCGGUGGCGGCCAAGAUCAUCGGCGUGGCCUCCAGCCUCUUCGUGCUCAUCUCGGUGGUGGCGCUGGCCUUGAACACGGUGGAGGAGAUGCACCCGCAGACGGGCCGGGGCGCGGGCGGCGACGCGCGGCCUGUCCUGGAGCACGUGGAGCUGCUGUGCAUGGCCUUCUUCACGCUCGAGUUCCUGCUGCGCCUGGCCUCCACGCCCGAUCUGCGGCGCUUCGCGCGGAGCGCCCUCAACCUGGUGGACCUGGUGGCCAUUCUGCCCCUCUACCUGCAGCUGCUGCUCGAGGGCGUCACGGGUGAGGACCAUGGGCAUGGCAAGGGCUCGCCCCGGGAACACGACCUGGAGACCGUGGGCCGCGUGGGCAAGGUGGGCCAGGUGCUGCGCAUCAUGCGCCUCAUGCGCAUCUUCCGCAUCCUCAAGCUGGCCCGGCACUCCACUGGCCUGCGUGCCUUUGGCUUCACGCUGUGUCAGUGCUACCAGCAGGUGGGCUGCCUGCUGCUCUUCAUCACCCUGGGUAUCUUCUCCUUCUCCGCGGCCGCUUACUCUGUGGAGCACGACGUGCCCGGCACCAAUUUCACCAGCAUCCCCCACGCCUGGUGGUGGGCAGCGGUGAGCAUCUCCACUGUGGGCUAUGGAGACAUGUACCCAGAGACCCACCUAGGCAGGCUUUUUGCCUUCCUCUGCAUUGCUUUUGGAAUCAUUCUCAAUGGAAUGCCCAUUUCCAUCCUCUACAACAAGUUCUCUGAUUACUACAGCAAACUCAAAGCUUAUGAGUAUACUGCUAUGAGGAGAGAAAGGGGAAAUGUGGAGUUCUUACAGAGAGCCAGAAAGAAGAUGGCUGAGUGUUUAGCUAGAAGCAACUUACAGCCCACCCCAAGACAAGAGAAUUAG